UCACAACCACCUGCUCAACGGGGUAGCAUCGUCUCUCGUCAUCCGUUAUAGUGAUCGUCUCUGUUCUCGGCGGCCGCAACCAACGGUAGCAACCUCAUCAAGCAGCCUCGUUUCUUUGAGCCUAUAACCAACCCUCGUGGCAUAGAAGCGCGCCGUUGACGAUCGCGACAGGAUGAGGACCAGCGCGACUUCCGGUCCCCUUUUCUCGCUCUAUCUCUCGAUUGUCGUCCUACUCGUCGUCUUAGUUUCCGUCAGCGACAAGGCGCACGCUAGACCGCAAGAAAGGAGUAGUAUAAACCGCAGGAGAAAUCUCAACAAUAACGACGGCUUCGUCCGCAAAGCGAGUCUUUGCUUCAUGGUCGGGCAUACCUGUUACGGUGGUCAUGGUAAAAGAUUCGACGCGGCUAUGCAACGCAACACUUUGCAAGAGAGUAUCAACCAGAAUUUUCAAGGAUCUGAAGUACCAUCGGCGAACGACGAAUUAUUCUAUGCUCUUCCGAACGACGGAUUUCGGGAACGAUCUCAACGGUCUUUCAGGAGGACUCGCAAAGACGCUCAGCAAUUCGACGUUAAUCCACUAUCGUCUUUAGUGGACCAAUGGAUAGCGUCGCAUCGUCGCCCGCGUCGCACAGAAACGGACAUCACCAAUAAAUAAGGGAAGAUGAAUUACCCGCGUAUAUGUCAAGAAACUAAGCAGUUUCAUAAAUAUAUUCACGCGUAUCAAGCCCAAAAGAAAAUUAUUUAUAUUAUUAAAAUUUUAAUUAGCUCGAUAUCACUGUUACGUUACAUAUAUAUCUUCGAAAGAAAUUGUUUACAUUGUUAAGAUUUCAAUUAGAUCGAUACGACCGUUUAGUUAAACAUGUCGUAUCCGAAAGAAAUUAUUUAUAUUAAGAUUUAAAUUAGCUUGAUACGACUGUUUAAUUACGCAUUUCGUAUUUGAAGGAAAAGAUUUUAAUUAGCUCGAUAUGAUAAUGGUUAUAGCUACGCAUCCGAAUGAAAUUAUUUAUAUUAUUUAGAUAAUUAUUUAUAUUAACUUAUAAUUUUUUAAAAAUAAUCUUGAUACGAGACCCACUUACUUGUAAAACUACGCAUACGUCUCAUAACUUCGCUGUCAAUUAUUUUUCCGUCAAUAAUGUGACAAUCAUGUUUUUCGCGUUACUAUAUAAAGACUUAUAUAAUUCAUUAUAGAAACAUAUAUUAUAGCAACACUAAAAACAUAGUUUUAAAAUUGUUGUCGAUAUAUCUGUUGCUAUAUCAUUUAUUUAUGUAUUUGAGUUAUUGGAGUACGUUUUAAAUAUUCGUGAACUGCACACUGAAGCUUUUACGCAUUAGAUCAUUUUCGUUCUGCAGACUACGUUUUGAUGAACGUAGAUAAACAUGCAGUUUCGCCUCGAGAUUACAUCUUAAUUCUGUAUCUCGCGACGACGUUAUUUUCGGUAGAUAAGCACGAAUGCUGCGUGAAUUUUGUCGGUAACGCUCGUCGUCGUGUCGAACGUGGUGAACUAAGAGCGAAACUUCACUCCUCGUUUUAUUGUCUGUGCUCUCAAAAAAUCAAUGAUCACCUUGUAAUCGGGACAGUUAAAUAGUGAAAAUGUGUCGAAUGUAUACACUAUGAAAUAUCUGUCGCACCUGUUUUGAUAGCGUUACAAUUUAUUUUUGUGAAAUAAAUGUCCGCAAGUUGAAACUAAUCAUGCUAUUCGACUAUUAAUAAUUAUUAAUGUUAUUCAAUUAUUUUUACAUCCCUAGUAAUAAAUCGCAACCGGAAACUAUACAAUACUAUCAGUAUCGAUACAUAUAUUCGGCGAGUAUUUCAUCUUAUUUAUCUUACUUGUGCGUAAUGCGAUUAUAGUUUUAAUUUAUUUUAUAUUUUCCUAGUAACUUAAUGCUGAGUUAAUUUUGAGGUAUUGAUUAUUUAAAUUGCAAGUCAAUGAAUUUGUUUGUUAUGUCGAUUUAUUAUGUAAAGAAUCAAAUAGAUAAAUGUUGGCAGAUGCCGAAAGAAAUUCAAGACUGAAUAAAAUGUUUGAGACUGUGA
This is a messenger RNA of Wasmannia auropunctata (little fire ant), 2032 nucleotides long. RefSeq lists its product as uncharacterized. Lineage: Eukaryota; Metazoa; Arthropoda; Insecta; Hymenoptera; Formicidae. The transcript has 4 exons. The record is from RefSeq and is a predicted model, not a curated record. Bases 173 to 655 code for a protein of 160 amino acids.